This is a messenger RNA of Phycomyces blakesleeanus NRRL 1555(-), 864 nucleotides long. RefSeq lists its product as hypothetical. Gene Ontology annotation, molecular function: phosphoric diester hydrolase activity. The annotation marks the transcript as partial. Gene Ontology annotation, biological process: lipid metabolic process. The transcript has 2 exons. The record is from RefSeq and is a predicted model, not a curated record. Lineage: Eukaryota; Fungi; Mucoromycota; Mucoromycetes; Mucorales; Phycomycetaceae.
UUAACUUUAGUACUCUCUAUUCUCUCUCUUGUAAAAUGUCAGAAUGUAUGCAAUGGCUACUCUGGCUUGUGCGACCGCUCAUAUACCAACAUAACAUACCUUGUAACCCACGAUUCAUAUGCAGUAGGAAGAAAUAUAGCAGCUACCCAAAACUUCCCUAUUAUUGACCAACUUAACCAAGGUGUAAGAGGUCUAAAGUUUUCAGCAGUUGCUCCGAUUCUGGAUCGAGCUGCUGUACAUCUGUGCCAUACGUCUUGCAGUAUUCUUGAUGCUGGACCUGCUUCGGGUGUUUUAGAUACAAUAGCUGAAUGGUUGGAUGAACACCCUCGGGAGGUUAUAACUAUCAUGUGGAAUAAUCUAUAUAAUAUGAAAGCGGGUCGACUGGCGAAUGUAUAUAGUGCUUCGAAAAUAAUGCCUUACAUCUAUACACACGAUUCAUCAAAACCUUGGCCGACAUUGAACGAAAUGAUUGAUUCAGGGAAGCGCGUUGUUAACUUUGUGGAUUCUCAGGCCGAUGAAAAAAACAUUCCUUGGCUUAUGGAUCAGUUUCAAUUGGUAUUCGAGACUCCGUACGAAAAUACAGAUCAGAACUCUUUCAAGUGUACUAUCGAUCGACCUUCCACUCUAAAAUCACCUGAUGGGCAUAUGUAUGUAAUGAAUCACUUCUUAUACGGGACCCUCAAGCUAGGCAACAUAGAGGCUCAGGUUCCCCAACGAGACAGUGCCACAGUGACUAACAGUAAAUCGCUUCGUGAGCAAAUCGCUGAAUGCACUCGUACCUUUGGGAAAAAACCUAACUUUAUUGAAGUUGACUUUUAUGAUGACGGAGAUGCCAUGGAAAUUGUAUCAGAGCUAAAUGAAGUA